This is a messenger RNA of Penicillium oxalicum, 723 nucleotides long. Its product is annotated as putative haloalkanoic acid dehalogenase. Lineage: Eukaryota; Fungi; Ascomycota; Eurotiomycetes; Eurotiales; Aspergillaceae. The record is from RefSeq and is a predicted model, not a curated record. The transcript has a single exon. The coding region runs from base 1 to 723 and encodes 240 amino acids.
AUGUCCCAGCUGUCCGAUUACCGACUACUGUGUUUCGAUGUCUAUGGCACCUUGAUCGAUUGGGAGGGAGGCAUCCUCGCGGCACUACAACCACUCCUUGCAACAGGAAGUCGUUCCAAUGAACUCUCCCGCAAAUCCCUCCUCACGCUUUACCAAGAGCUUGAAAGCGAGCAGCAGCGCAAAACGCCGGACAUGCCCUACUCCGAGCUCCUUGCCACCAUCCAUCCACUUCUCGCCGCCCGUCUGGGCCUGCCCUCCCCCAGCGACGCGGACAAUCAACGAUUCGGCGAAUCAGUCGGCAACUGGCCCGCCUUCCCCGAUACAGUUGACGCGCUGCGCCGGCUUGCAACGCACUACAAGCUCGUGGUCCUCUCCAACGUGGACAGGGCAUCCUUUGCACGGUCCAAUGCGGGCAGUCUGCAAGGAUUCCACUUUGACCGAAUCAUCACUGCACAGGAUAUCGGCUCAUAUAAGCCGGAUGCGCGCAAUUUCGCGUACAUGAAGACGACGGUGGAGAAGGAGUUUGGGAUUCGACCGGAGGAGAUUCUGCAGACGGCUCAGUCACAGUAUCAUGAUCAUCAGCCGGCGAAGGAGGCUGGGAUCCGAUCGGUUUGGAUUGAAAGGUCUGGAGCUACGAUGGGAAAUACAGAUGAGCCAAUUUUUGAUUGGCGGUUUGAUACUCUGGGAGAGAUGGCGGAUGCCUUGGCUCGGGAGGAAGAAUGA